Cotesia glomerata is the source of this 1167-nucleotide messenger RNA. RefSeq lists its product as uncharacterized. The transcript has 2 exons. NCBI's taxonomy places the organism in Eukaryota, Metazoa, Arthropoda, Insecta, Hymenoptera, Braconidae. The coding region runs from base 1 to 1167 and encodes 388 amino acids. The record is from RefSeq and is a predicted model, not a curated record.
AUGCAAGAUCUGUGGCUAGAUAGAGUGUCAUGGGAUGAACAAUUGUCACCAUCACUCAUUCACAAAUGGACUGGAUACCGCGAGGAUCUUCGAAACAUCGAAUCCAUCCGCAUUCCACGCUGGAAUAAUAUAGCACCUGGAGCAACUAUGGAAUUGCACGGGUUCUCAGACGCUUCGCAAAACGCUAUGGCUGCCGCUGUUUAUUUGAGAGUCACUGACGCUGAUGGGAACACAAAGGUCUCACUUUUGUGUUCAAAAACGCAAGUAGCACCGCUGAAGACCAUGACAAUCCCACGCUUGGAAUUAUCUGCCGCAUGGUUGCUAACACAACUGAUACUUCAUGUUAAAGAAGUUCAGUCGCUUGAAAAUGUCAGGAUCAAUCUCUGGACUGACUCCGCCGUGACUCUCGCAUGGAUUAAAAGUCCAGCAAUCCGCUGGAAGACAUUCGUCCGCAAUAGAGUGGGAAAAAUCCAAGAAACGCUUCGAGAUGUCUCCUGGAAAUUUAUUCCAGGAAAACAAAACCCGCUGACUGCGCUUCAAGAGCUGUUUCCACUGCUACGGAAGCUUAGCAUCUGGCAUCGUGCCAUCGACCGCUUUAAAAGAGUUCCACAAUCUUCGCUGGCCUACCCGCUUACUCCAUCAGACCUGGAGCGCGCUAAAUUGACCUUGAUUAAGUUCACUCAAGGACAAUACUUCGCUAGAGAGAUUCACACGCUACAAGAUGGUGAUGAUCUGCCUAAAAAUAACAGCAUCACUAAGCUGACUCCGUUCAUCGACCAUCAGGGGGUCCUGAGAGUCGGUGGCCGCUUGAAAAACGCAUUGUUGGACCCAGAAGAGAGGCAUCCAGCGAUUCUACCGCGACAAUCACCGCUUACAUCAAUUUUGAUUGAUGAUUCGCACCGCAAAACGCUUCACGGAGGUACUCAGCUUACGCUCGCUGACUUACGCAAGAGUGUCUGGAUCAUUGGAGGCCGUGUUCCAGUCAGAUCAUUUAUUUUACGCUGCGUUAUCUGCACGAGACACCGUGGAGAACGCGCUCAACAGUUGAUGGGUCAACUACCCGCCGCACGAGUACAGCCAACUCGAGCCUUCUUGCAUACAGGACUCGACUACGCUGGACCUAUCACACUGAAAACGUUUCAAGGACGUGGAGCAAAAACAUACUAA